UGAUAAAUUUAAUGAAUAAUUAACAUAAGUACAUUUAUGAAAAUCGUCGGAAACUUUUAAAGAUGGCAACACUGCAACUGCAGUAAUUCGCAGGAAUGGUUCCAGCGCUUCGCAUAAGUCCGUUGCGAUAUCAGGACCUAGCCUAAAAAAACUAUAGUGCGCAACGUCAAAUUAUAUCUCCCACUUGCCCCAGCAUGUUUAUAAAUGAGUGUACGCGACCGUUUUUGUUUCAGUUGUGCUCGCGAAUGAAUCACAGUAAGCGUAGCGUUUUAAUUUUUAAUUAUGUGAAUUAAAUAUAACAAGUCGGGGCACACGAAAUAUGAUAAACAUGGAAAUCAAAGUAGAGGAACAGAAUCAAAGUAGAAUUUUUUUAGAGGAGACCUUUUAUGUACUCACCAAGAAAAACUGUGUGUUCCGAGUUAGGUUGAUCAAAGAAGGCCUUUGUCUUAUUAAAGAAACAGAUAACAACGUGAAAGAGCAGCUGAUUCCCAUAAGAGAUAUCAUAGGUUGUAGGUGCUUGAGGAGUAAAAAGCUAUCAAACAGUUGUGCUUGCAAAAGCCUGCCAAGGUCCAGCAGCCUUCAAGUGGUAGAGGACACAUCUGGAGACUUGGAUGAUUCUGAUGUGAGUGCGUAUCUGUAUAUAUAUGCUUAUAUUUUCCAAGGAACUAAGGCUUCAAAUCGCAAGAGAGAGAGAACAAUUAUUACUUUAAGAUUCAGAUCCUUUGACAAGUAUGAAGAGAAUCACAAAGAAGCACAACGAUGGAGGACUGUAAUAAAAAAAUUGACCAGAGGUGAUGAAAUCACAGCCUCAAGCAUCACAGAUAUUACUUUGAAUGCUAAACAUAAAGAGGCCAGGAAGUUGUUAAUCCUGUGCAAUCCAAAAAGUGGGGCUGGGAAGGGAAAAAAUAUAUUCCAACAGAAAAUAGUUCCUAUUUUACAAGAAGCUGAAAUUCCAUAUGAUCUCCACAUAACCAGGCAGGCAAACUUCGCACGAAAUUUCGUCAGGACCUGCAAUAUUUUCCUGUGGACUGGAAUUGUUGUGGUCGGCGGCGAUGGAAUCGUGUUCGAGGUCAUCAACGGCCUCUUCGAACGUAGCGACUGGUCGGAAGUGAUCCGCACAAUACCAAUCGGUGUCGUUCCGGGUGGAUCCGGGAACGGAUUGGCACGCAGCAUCGCCCAUCACUGUGAUGAGCCGUACAUGUCGUCGCCGACGUUGCCCUCUGCCCUCGCAGCCGUCAGGAACCACCACACCACCAUGGACCUGGUCCGGGUGGAGACCACGUCCCAGAUCAUGUUCUCAUUCCUCAGCGUCGGCUGGGGUUUAUUGUCCGACAUUGACAUCGAGAGCGAACGACUCAGGGUGCUGGGCGGGCAGCGGUUUACGAUCUGGUCGUUGGCCCGGUUAAUCGGCCUCAGAACCUACAACGGGAAACUGUGGUACUUGCCGGCGGAUGCACCGUUGGUGGAGCCGAAAGUUAACGACUCGAACAGCGCCAGCGUGUCGAGCAAUCUGGAUUUGCCGCAGGAGGUGCACCUGGAAACGGAGACGGGAAGGCCGCGCGUCGAUUCCUGGUACAGCGCGAACUCCAAACGGUCUGCCUAUUUUUCGGCCACCGGCAGCUCGUACCAAUCGACGGCCGACAGUGGGGACGUCCGCAACAACGGGGAGAAACCCCGCGUCUACGGACCGGCGUCUCAAUUACCGUGCCUAACUGCACCCCUUCCGGACACGUGGAAGUGUAUCGACGGCAGGUUUAUAAUGAUCCACGCGUCGUACCAAAGUCAUUUAGGGGAGGAUUGCUUGUUCGCACCCGAAGCUACGCUCAACGAUGGGAGAAUCUGGUUGCUGAUUGUGCACGGUGGCGCCACAAGGUCCCAAGUAUUGCAUUUUCUGUUAGGCCUGAGUACAGGGGCGCACGCCUCUACGAAAACGACCGGCGGACCCGUAGAACUCAUUCCAGUGCACGCCUUUAGAAUAGAACCGGACAUGAACGAGAUGGGAUAUAUUACAGUGGACGGAGAACAUGUGGAAUACGGGCCCAUACAAGCAGAAAUAUUUCCGGAACUGGGGAGAGUGAUGGUUCCCUGAUUAGAACAUUCCUUAGACACCUUUAGCAAUUUAAAAAGUAAAUCAAAGGUUGUGAUUUUAUCUACGUUAGAGCCUUUAUUGAUCAGGCUUGAUAGCAUUUAACUAGUUAACAUUUUUCAAUAGGUCGUUCAUUGGUAUUGUGUCAAAUUAAUAGCAUUUAUGUGUUCAAUUAUACAAUGUUUGUUUUUAUUCAGAUUUAUUCCGUUGUCGGUUUACAGUACACUAAUGAUUGACUUUUUAAACUUGUUAUAUUUUUACAAUUGUUAUAUAAUUUAUUUUUUAUAUUAAUAAAACUAGCAAACUAUUACCUAA
Molecule: messenger RNA, 2401 nt
Organism: Aethina tumida (small hive beetle)
Lineage: Eukaryota; Metazoa; Arthropoda; Insecta; Coleoptera; Nitidulidae
Product: sphingosine kinase 2
Exons: 2
Coding region: 320-2089 (589 amino acids)
Biological process (GO): sphingosine biosynthetic process
Cellular component (GO): cytoplasm; membrane; intracellular membrane-bounded organelle
Source: RefSeq, a predicted model, not a curated record